This is a messenger RNA of Cladocopium goreaui, 2189 nucleotides long. Lineage: Eukaryota; Dinophyceae; Suessiales; Symbiodiniaceae. The record is from the annotation of a GenBank genome assembly.
AUGUGCGCAUUGAUUUGUCGCACUGAGAUGGAUUCCAGUCGUUUGUCUGCUUCUCUGCAAACCUUGAAGACAGUUUUGCGGACCACGAUUUGCCGUGCUGCGCAGCAAGGUUUGGCUGUGCCAGGUGGGUUGCAUGUCGAGGUGUUGCCCUCGACCUUCGCAGAACUUCCGGAUGUGGUUCGCCAACAUUUAGUUGGCGUUGCUAUUGUGGCGCCGCCAGAUACAGUGAAUGUAGCGGAGGUGCUGCAACAUGCCAAAGGCAUUCCUUUGCGCAACACUCAUAGGUCAGUUGCACUGCAGAGGCAGAUGCAACAGCCUUUGCAGUUUGGAGGAGCUGCUGGAGUAAUGUCCAACCAGCUUGUCGAAGCUGCUGCAUUAGUGGCAUCCGCGGCCUUGCGCAUGCCUGUUGCUGAGACUCAGGGAGGUUUGUCGAAUUUGCAGAUUUUCCCGGGGAAUCGUUUGGUUCCAAGCAAUGGAUCACAGCCUCGUCAAUUGCAGAACUUGUUGCAGCGGCAUGAGAUGGAAGCUGCAUCUGUGGCCUCGGUUGCAAUGCCCGCACCAGCGCAAGCUCCGCUUGCGAUUAUGGACGGGCGCCCUGAAGCAGCGCAGCAGGGGAAUGUUGCGGGUGUGGAAGGACAGCCAAGUGCCUCACGCGCUGACAUUGCUCAGCCAUUGGUGACGGGAGACAGCAUUCGAGACGUUCAGGAGUUGCCAAGAGCAGCGAAAGACGAUGGGGAGGCUCCACGAGCUGAUGCGGUGCUGGAACAAGAGGCGGUGAAGCAAGCGCCUCCACAAGUUGCUUCUGCCGUGGCUCUAUUGGCUAAGGCGCACUAUCGAGAAGAUUUGGACAUGGAGCCACGGCCUCCGAACCCGCGUGGUAGACCGCCGAACGUUUUGAAGCGCCCCGCUGCAAAGCCGGGCAUGCCGAACGCAAAGAAGAAGCCUGCGGCUGCUGUGAGCUCUCCAUCUGUUUCGAUUGAGGAGACGUCACGUCAAGUUGUUUCUAUGAAGAAGCCAUCUGCAAAACAGAUGCCUCAGAGUAAGCCAUCUGUGCAGAAAACAGUGACCAAAGCACAGCGCAUGAGGUGUUUUGGCUUUGCUGUGAAUUUUUUGUUGCUUUGCCCGUUUUCUGUCGGCAUGGCUGCAUCAAGCUCAAUGGAAGUGAAAGAAAUCACUUUGACAACCUGUGAGGACGGUACAAUUGCGGUUGUCAGUGGUCCGCAGCGAGUGGAAAUCGAUAGCAAAGCUUUGGAGGAAGUGUGGAAGGAAAAAGAACCGGAAGUCGCGCCAGUGACUCCGGAAGUGAUGCCUGUCGUUGACAAGACGGAGAGGAAAGAGCCACAGCCAUGUCUCCAGGGAUGGCGACGCACUGUUCAUGCUGCUGCGAAAGAGUGCAUGAAGGAGAUAGAGGAACGCGUUGAGUGCGCAGAAGAGUUCAACGACUUAGAUGAUUAUCCAAUUUAUCAAAAGCUUCUUGCUUUAACUGAUGCUCUGCGGAUGGAUCCGGAUCUUGACAGAAAGGCUGCAGAUGAGACACUCGAUCUGGCGCGCAUGUACUUAUACUUGUACGUUUCGCCUACGGGCAAGCGACGAAGCUGCGCCUGCGGGCCAGCUGCUCCAAGCUUCGCCUGCGGGCAAGCUGAGAAGCUUCGCCUACGGGCAAGCUACGAAGCUGCGCCUGCGGGCCAGCUGCUCCAAGCUUCGCCUGCGGGCAAGCUACGAGGCUGCGCCUGCGGGCCAGCUAGCUUCGCCUACGGGCAAGCUGAGAAGCUUCGCCUGCGGGCGAGCUACGAAGCUGCGCCUGCAGGCCAGCUGCUGCAAGCUUCGCCUGCGGGCAAGCUGAGAAGCUUCGCCUACGGGCAAGCUACGAAGCUGUGGAACUACAGCAUGGCGUCGUCGAGCGUGUCUCGCAGUCGCUCGGCAAAGCGCAGUCCGAGCCGCAAGAAAGAAGAAGACGAGAAGCCUUCGAAGCCUGAGAAGUCGGAGGCGCCGUCUGCUGCGCCAGAAGCCACAGAAGGGGAAAAGCCAGGACGCUGGGACGAAUGGAAGCAAGAGGUGCCGGAGAAGAAAGAAACGAGGAAGGAUUCUUUCGAGGACAAAGCGCGUGCUGUGCGAACCCGCUCUGCUGGUGGAGGAGCGGUUCGCAAUCGCCGCGCUGCUGGCACGCCUGGGACGUUUGAAUGUCCUGA